AUGAAAUCCAUACUUCACAUUGCCCCAUUCCUAGCAUCUACUGUUGCAGCAGUAGCCAUUGCGAAAGCCAAUGCGCCUGCUAUCGCAGCUCGCGCUACUUCCACGGUCAAUCCUUUCUCAGGUUAUCAGCUUUAUGCCAACUCGUUUUAUGCAUCCGAAGUAACCACCUCGGCUUUGCCGUCCAUGACUGGCACUGCGAAGGCAGCCGCUAGCAAUGUUGCAGAGGUGCCAUCUUUCUACUGGCUUGACACGGCCGACAAGGUGCCAAUCAUGGGCGAAUUCCUGUCCGACAUCCAGUUGAAGAAUGCAGCCGGGGCUAACCCUCCUCUUGCCGGCAUCUUUGUUGUAUAUGACUUGCCCGAUCGCGACUGUGCUGCUCUCGCUAGUAACGGCGAGUACUCUAUUGCUAAUGGUGGUGUCGAGAAGUACAAGGCGUAUAUUGAUCAUAUUCGCGCGACGCUUUUGGAAUAUUCUGAUGUUCAUACCAUUCUGAUCAUUGAGCCUGACAGCUUGGCGAACUUGGUCACUAACAUGGACGUCUCGAAGUGUGCUAAUGCACACGACGCAUACCUUGAGUGCACCAACUAUGCGGUCACUCAGUUGAAUUUGGAUAAUGUUGCUAUGUAUCUUGAUGCUGGACACGCCGGAUGGCUGGGCUGGCCUGCGAACCUAAGCCCAGCGGCUCAGCUAUAUGCUCAAGUCUAUAACAACGCAUCUAAGCCCGCCUCCCUACGAGGACUGGCAACCAACGUUGCUAACUACAACGGUUGGUCCCUUAGUACUUGUCCAUCUUAUACUUCAGGAGACUCCAACUGCGACGAGAAACGAUAUGUUAAUGCGCUUGCUCCUUUACUACAGAACCUUGGAUGGGAUGCUCAUUUCAUCACUGAUACUGGACGUAACGGUGUCCAGCCAACUCAGCAGAACGCCUGGGGUGAUUGGUGCAAUGUAAAGGGUACUGGCUUCGGAGUUCGUCCUACCACAAACACUGGAGAUGCCCUGGAAGAUGCGUUUGUCUGGGUCAAGCCUGGUGGUGAAAGUGACGGUACUUCGGCUACGUCUUCAUCUCGAUAUGAUGCCCACUGUGGAUAUAGUGAUGCUCUGCAGCCAGCUCCUGAGGCUGGUACAUGGUUCCAGGCGUACUUUGCACAACUGGUGGCUAACGCCAACCCUUCAUUCUAA
Molecule: messenger RNA, 1182 nt
Organism: Penicillium atrosanguineum
Lineage: Eukaryota; Fungi; Ascomycota; Eurotiomycetes; Eurotiales; Aspergillaceae
Gene: cbhC
Product: putative cellobiohydrolase
Exons: 6
Coding region: 1-1182 (393 amino acids)
Biological process (GO): cellulose catabolic process
Molecular function (GO): hydrolase activity, hydrolyzing O-glycosyl compounds
Source: RefSeq, a predicted model, not a curated record